AUGAACAAGCGAGGUCCUUCGGGACUACCCUCAAAUCCAUACAUGCAAAACAAUGGUCCAGGACCUGCUCCCCCUCUUCCCACUGGUCCACCACCCCCUGUUCAAGCGCAACCGCAGUACUCUCAACAAGGUCAGCCGGUGGAUCAAGCUGCUCACGCGGCAGCUUGGGCAGCGUACUACCAGGCUCAAGGGAUCAACCCAGCCGCUACCUAUUCAGCAGGACCUCAACCUGCUGGUCCAGCCGCAGGACCUGGUACAGCUGGGAAUCCCUAUGCGAACUACGGCUACGGUGCGGGAGCUCAGCAUGGGACAUAUCAAGCGCCUGUCCAACCUGGUGUGGGAGUAGCUGGACCCAGUCAACCCUUCAGACCACCUCCAGGCAAUCAAGCUUAUUCUCCUGCUCCCGGUGGGUAUGGCCAACAACCCGGUCAGUAUCCUCAACAAGCUCAAGCUUACAGCCCAAACCCCACCGCUGGGUAUUCGACACCUCAACCGCAAGCACCACCUAUACAAGGCCAAGGUAGACCACCUUUCAAUCAGCAACCGGGAUUCGCCUGGGGUGCUCAACAACCUACACCUGUUACCGGUGCUGCACCAGGUUAUCGACCUCCUCAGCCUCGAUCAACUACGUCGUAUCCUCAGCAAGCUGCACCUGGACCAUACUAUCCUCAACCUGCUCAAGCCCAAGUUCCUCAGCAGCAGCAAUUCACUCCGACAGGUAAUCAACCUUAUAGACCUCAAGCCCAACAUUCGCCCUAUCGUCCACCAGGUGCUCGACCGCCCAGACCACCAAUGUCAACCCCUCAACCUGGUGGCUUCCCACCAGCCAAACGACCAAGGUUUGAUGGACCCGGCGCAAGCGGAGCAGGUAUGGGGAUGGGAACUGGUGUGGUCAGACCUCCUAAUGGUCCUAUGCAAAAUUCAAUUAACAGACCUCCAUCUGCUCCCGCAGCUUUCAACACAGGUGUGAAUGGCGGUCAACCAGGUUUCAAUCAUUCUUCUUCUGCUUCUUCCUCUUCUCGUGGUGGUAGAGGUGCUGCGCCCAUCCCAACUUCCAGACCGCCUAUUCAUCUUGGGUCAGGUGGCCCUCCACCGUUUGGAAUUGGAUUGGGUGUGAGGGGUGGUGCGCCUUUGAGAGGAGGUUUCAGUGGUAGAGGAGGGAGGGGAGGGGGGAUGGCAGGUGCUCCGAGAGGUCCCAGUGGAAUGAUGAGGAGGGAUAACAAUACUCCGACUGGGGGAGGUGCCAGGAGUUCAUUGCCUCCAUCUAAGAAGGAUACGCCUAGGAAAGAGAAGAGAAGGGAAGAGACGAGGACUACGAUGACUGAUUUCAGAAUCGUUGGGAUCGAGGUGAAAGCAUUAGGGUGGAGUUGGGGUAAAGUUGGAGGACAAGAGGUUGAAGAAGAGGAGGAAGUGGUCAAGGCUGAACAGAAAGAUGAUGCUGUCACAGCAGGCGACGAAGGGAUAGAAGUGCCUCUUACCGAAGACUCGGAUGUCAAAGAAGAACUCAAGGAAGCUUCUGGCACCAACGGAGAAUCUGUCGAUUUGCCCAAGGAGGUCGAGACCUCGGAAGAAGUCAAAGUAGAAGUGACUGAAACAAAUGAAGCUUCCCCUGCAGCUGAGAAUGAUGUGGUAGAAGAGAAAGAAAAGAGAGGUGAAAAGAGGAAAGCGAAGUCCCCUGAUUCCGAAGAAGAGACAGCCGCUAAGAAACGCAAUUCGUCAUAUCUCCUUACUCAUAACAAACCCAAUAUCCCUUCUACCUCUGAGAUCCCCUCUUCAUCGAUAUUUGGAUCCAAUCAGAAUCGGUUUAGGAUCUAUUUCGAUUCACCACCUGAAUUGGAUAGGAUACCUAAAUCCGCUCGACGGAAAAGGGGGAGAGAGUCUUCGAGCGUCGCUCCUAGUGGAGCGGGUGAACAUGAAGUGGAGGAAACGGAAAUUGUCAACGAAGCGGAAGAGGUUCAAAGGAUAAAAGAGGAAAUUGCAGCUGAAUCUGAGACUCAACUCGCUGAUCAGAACGGUGAAGAGGCUGAAGCUGACCCUCAAACCCAGACUGAGGAUCCUUCCAAGAAGAUUGAAACACCUGCUAUCCCUAAAGCACCUGCGACUGAGAGCAUCGACGUUCCUACCACCGAAAGUGCUGAGUUUGAAACUCAAACGACCGCACCCGCUGCCGAAGCACCUGAGACUACCACUGAGCAAGCUGCCGAGCCUGAAGCAGAUGAAGAAGUUGGUGACGUAUCGAUGACUAAUGAUGCCGCACAAAUCGCCGCUAGCGAGUCUCAAGCUAUCGAAUCUGAACAUACCAACACCACGUCAGCCACCGCCGACCUCGCAGCGGUACCCAAUGCAGCCUAUACCGACGUCGAGCCCACCGAUACAUCAACCGAUACGCCGAAUUUCGUUCAUGCGGAACCUGUCAAUGGCGAAAAUAAUCAGCAAGACGAGAUUAUGCAACCCGUUCCAGAGGUCCAUGAAACCAUUGUUAAAUCUACGGAAGAGAAGACGAGAGCCAGGAGACGUAGUUCAGUCAGUUCAACCGAUUCUAGAGAUUAUCAAUCAACCAUUGCUGGCGAUCAGCAAAACCCUCAAUCUCAACCUCAAACAGCGGCUUCGGAUACUACACGAUCUGUACCUAGUACGAAUAGACUAUCGAUCUUGUAUGAAAAGAGUUUGAGGAGGAUAUGUAUCGAUUCGGACGUUGUGGAGAAAGUGAAAAUUUGGAGGAAAGAAGGGAGGAUCGAAGUGGAAUUGAAAGAUCUGGAGGUUGAGAGUAAGGAAGCACAGGAGAUCAGGCUGCCUAAGGGUAUAUUGGUCGAAAGUUAUGAUUCGAAUGAUCAGAGGUAUAUCACCCUGAAUUCAACUAGUAUAUCAACUUUCUUCGGUCAGCCUGAUUUUACAGUACCGACUGAAGAUGGACAAUCCAUACCGCCUUUCCAUAAAGUCCUAUCUGCGACUGUCAACAGCCCCUCUGAAGAUGGAGGUGACUCUAGUGAGGUCGCUAAGGUCAAUGCAGCUCAGAACGGACAGAUUGACGAUACCGAUAUCAUCGCGGGCUCCGAGCAAGCUCAAAAUGUCAAACAUGAUGAAAGUCAGACUCAAGCUGCUUCAUCUUCAUCUCCAAAAAUUACUCUUACCGUGUACUUGAAUCGCAAAAACCCGUUAUCGGAGGCUAAAUGGUGCAGAAACAAUUCGGCUGAUAAUUGGUUAUAUGAGCAAUUCGGUUCGAGGAGGAUAGAACAGGAUGAAGAGAAUGGUAUGAAAGGACUUGGAUUCGGUUCGGCGGGCUGGAAGGGGAAAUUGGAAGUGAUGGAUCCCGAUCCUGCACCAACGCUCAAAUCAAUUCUCGAGCAAUGGUCUUCCACCUCUUCAUACGGUACAUCCUCAACCAGAGAAUCGUUCAUCUCCUCACUCCUUUCAUCACCUAUUGAAACGAUCGAGAUCCUCCUACGCUUGACUAGGGGAGAUCGAAAUCCCGUCUAUUCAUCGAAUCCUACAUAUUUCAGUAAAUCUUUCUCAUCUACCAUUAAAAAAGAAUCACCUUAUACGAAUCACCAGACUCAUAUCUCCUUGGCUGUUCUAGCGAUGUACCGUCUCACCACAGACUUGGUGGAUAAAGUAUCUACUGAUGAGUUAGAGAGAGAAAAGGAGAGGCAGAAGUUGGACGAAAAUGUAAAUGACAUCAUCAGAAGUCUACCACUGAAUAUGAUACAAAGGAGUCUGGAUGGGCUGUGGAAAGAGUGGAAUGCUCGUAGCAAAGAUUCAGGUAAGAAUGGAUCGUCCUCAAAAGAUAAAUAG
Kwoniella mangroviensis CBS 8507 is the source of this 3792-nucleotide messenger RNA. RefSeq lists its product as uncharacterized. Lineage: Eukaryota; Fungi; Basidiomycota; Tremellomycetes; Tremellales; Cryptococcaceae. Bases 1 to 3792 code for a protein of 1263 amino acids. The record is from RefSeq and is a predicted model, not a curated record. The transcript has 5 exons.